UGCCGGCGAGGGCACAGCGCGGGCAGCGGCUUCUGGACUGCGCGAUGAGCGGAGGGACUGGGCUGCCGAGAUGGCCCGAAGAGCCACAAAGCCGCCUUCUUCUGCGAUAACCAGCUCCGUGACCGCAAACUAGGGCAAGACGGGCCAAGCCUCUCAGUUGUAAAGGCUUCAGUGUCCUUUGUCCCCAAUCAAAGGCCAGAGACAAUAGCCAGGGCAGGCUGUCGUGCUGGCUGUCCCCAGCAGCCCCCCUGCACGGCUGGCAGAGCAGCCUCUGAAGUGGAAAGCAGAAACAGUUCCCUGCCUGUUCACUGGCGACAGCAGGUAACUCCCGAGACUGCAGACAAGAGGGGAAGAUGAAGGAAGACUGCCCACCCAGUUCUCACGUCCCCAUCAGUGACAGCAAGUCCAUCCUGAAGUCGGAGCUCUUAAGCUUGCUAAAAACUUACAACUGCUACCAUGAGGGCAGAAGCUUUCAGCUGAGACACCGAGAGGAAGAAGGUGCUCUGAUCAUCGAGGGGCUUCUCAACAUUGCCUGGGGCCUGAGGCGGCCUAUCCGGCUCCAGAUACAGGACGACAGGGAGCGCGUGCACCUUUCCUCAGCCUCUUGGACACCUGGACAGCCCAGCUGCCCCCUAAAGGAGCCACUUCUUCAGGAUGGCAGGGUCCCUGCCCAGGAGCCGAGUGCUCAGACUGCACACGGGGCUGAGAGUUCCAAAGAUAGCUCAGAGCCCCUGGAGGAGGACGAGGAGACCCCCCAGCUGAUGCGGACCAAGAGUGACGCAGCCUGCGUGAUCCAGAGGAGGCCCCGGGCCCGUGCGCCUGGCGAGGCCCAGAGGGUCCGGCGACAUCGCUUCUCCAUCAAUGGGCACUUUUACAACCACAAGACCUCAGUGUUUACUCCUGCCUAUGGGUCGGUGACCAACGUGAGGGUCAACAGCACCAUGACAACCGUGCAUGUGCUCACCUUGCUGCUGAACAAGUUCCGUGUGGAAAAUGGUCCCAGUGAGUUUGCACUCUACAUUGUUCAUGAGUCUGGGGAGCGAACAAAAUUAAAAGACUGUGAGUAUCCACUGAUUUCCAGAAUCCUGCAUGGGCCAUGUGAGAAGAUCGCCAGGAUAUUCCUGAUGGAAGCCGACCUGGGCGAGGAAGUUCCCCACGAUGUCGCUCAGUACAUUAAAUUUGAAAUGCCGGUGCUGGACAGUUUUGUUGAAAAAUUAAAAGAAGAGGAGGAAAGAGAAAUAAUCAAACUGACCAUGAAGUUCCAAGCCCUGCGUCUGACGAUGCUGCAGCGCCUGGAGCAGCUGGUGGAGGCCAAGUAGCCAGCUAGCAGAGGCCUCUUCUGAAGCCCCCCACAGCCAGUGCACCUGCAUGCGGGUGGCCAGGCCCCGACUGAGGAAUUUCAGCCCCUGUGCUUCUACAUGUCUGUCUGCCUGAGUGCCAUGCGUCCCAUGUCCUUGGCUCUUGGCUCCAAGCUGAGCACUCACGGGGCCCAGAGCCAGGCCUGAGGAGCCACGACCUUGCUUGGUGCAGUCUAUGUCUGAGGCUUGCCUGGGCAGUAUGCAGCCCUGAAGCUGGGGCACUGGCCACAUGAUGUGGCUGGAUGGCAUGGCCAGUCCUGUUCCUGCCACCCCUCUCUUGCUCAGGAGAGUGGUAUGUGAUCAAGCCCGUGGGGUGUGUGCUCUGCUUUCCCAGUGCCUAGGCCCAGAGUUUCUGCCUGGCCACAAGCCCCUGACCUCUUCAUCCAAGUGAACCAUGAGAUCCUUGUCUGCCUUCACCUCAUGCUGCUGCUCAAGGCUUUGCUG
Lontra canadensis (Northern American river otter) is the source of this 1802-nucleotide messenger RNA. It is a transcript of the gene RASSF4, whose product is annotated as Ras association domain family member 4. Gene Ontology annotation, biological process: signal transduction. The coding region runs from base 354 to 1319 and encodes 321 amino acids. Lineage: Eukaryota; Metazoa; Chordata; Mammalia; Carnivora; Mustelidae. The record is from RefSeq and is a predicted model, not a curated record. The transcript is spliced from 12 exons.